GUCCUGGCUCGUUCACCAACUGGCGUGAGCUCAACGUGUUUUUUUUUCUUAUCAGCGUCGGUUAUCGUUUUUUGGAUUUGUUUAGUUUCGAUUGCGGAAACUUCUUGUUCCAUCGUGUUUCAUCGCGUUCGGUUCUAAUUGAAAAAACUAUUGAACUUGUUUGUUAUUGUUCACUCUCAAUUGUUGAAUCGCUAAACUGAAUUGGGCAGUGAGAGGCGAGAUUGAAUGAAAAGAGAAAGAAGAGGACGGAACUGAGGCUAUUGCGUUUGUCUGUUUGUAAUCAGCCUGCUUUGUGCGUCGCUCUGUCGUCGCCCCAUUAUCCAAUUCAGAUUGUCUUUCCAUUGCCGGUCGGGUUGGCCAACACACACACACGAAAAGGGAGGCGUGAGAGAGAGAAAGCGUCAACGAAAUAAAUCGCCAUUAGCGCAAGAAGAAGAAGACAAUCGCAGUGUGUGGGAGGCACGAAACAAACGCGCGCUCUUCAAUUCUAUUUGUUGUCGACGGUGUUUUGUUUUGUUUUUUUGCGCCCCUCUCUCAGUUGUGAACUGUUGUCGUUUGUCCCGUUCUGGAACGGAAUCAGACGGGAAAACGGAGUCGUUUGACUAUCUCCAGCCUCUACGGCAAAGCCCCUGGCUGUGGCUACCGACGGUGCAGGCCGGCCCCAGCGACUUGUACACGAGCCUUGCGUUGCAAACUGCCCAGUUGAAUCACUCGCAGCCGGCCAAGCGACGCAAAACGUCGUGCACUUGGUCCGCGUCGACGACACCGACGGCAUCGACAGCGGGAACGAUAGCGACGUCGUCGUCGUCGUCGUAUUCGGCGAGGACGAGUUUGGAGGCUAACGAACUGUCCGUCUGCCUGCCGGCCUCCGCUGCUGCGGCUGCAGCGGCGGCUGCCUGUCAACAGUUCACGACGGAUCCCCUCGCCGCCGAAGAUUUGCUCCUCAGCUGGUACUCGCUUUACCAGCCGCGUCCCAAUCCGACGUCAGCGGCGGCAGCGGCCCACCACCAGGCGGCCACGGCGGCCGCAGCCGCUGCGGCAGCCGCCGCUUCCGCGCCCGCCGGCUCCAUGUUGGCCGCCAUGUCGACGCUGAUGAUGCCCGCCGCGGCCAUGACGCUCGCCGGCCAUCACAAUCUCCACCAUCAUCAUCCGGCCGCUGCGGCCGCUCUGGCCGGCGCUCUGCAGCACCAGCACCAGCACCAACCGCAUCACCAUCAUCCGCAUCAUCACCACCAUCACCACCAUCAUCAGCAACAACAACAACAACAUCAACAGCAGCAGCAACAGCAACAACAGCAGCAACAACAACAACACCAGGCGCAUCAGCAGCACCAGCCCAAACCGGCCGAUCUGUUGAGCAUUGCCGCCGCGGCCGCGGCCGGAACUCACUCGGCCGGGGCUUCGCUGCCCGUCGCUCAUUUGGCUCUGAAAUCGGCCAGCGUCAACGGCCACGGCGGAAGCGGCAGCAGCAACAGCAGCGCUAGUAGCGCAGGUGGAAGCGCCGCUAGCGGCGGGGCAGCCAACGGCCAUUGUCAGAACAGCAACGAACAUUUCCACAUUUUCGUGGGCGACCUGAGCCCGGAAAUCGAGACGCACACGCUACGCGACGCCUUCGCCGCUUUCGGAGAGAUCUCAGACUGCCGCGUAGUACGAGACCCCCAGACGCUCAAAUCCAAAGGCUAUGGAUUCGUUUCCUUCGUCAAGAAAUCGGAUGCCGAGAACGCUAUCGCCGGAAUGAACGGACAGUGGCUCGGCACUAGGGCCAUCCGCACCAACUGGGCCACCCGUAAACCACCGGCUCCGAAAGAUGGCGCGUUUUAUGCAGCCGGAUCGAAGCCCAUGUCGUAUGACGAAGUCUUUGGCCAGUCAUCUUCCACCAACUGCACCGUCUAUUGCGGCAACUUGGCUCAAGGAUCCACCGAAGAGGCGCUGCAGAAGAUUUUCGGCCCUUACGGCCAGAUCCAGGAGAUCCGCGUCUUCAAAGACAAGGGAUACGCCUUCAUUAGAUUUGCGUCGAAAGAGUCAGCCACGCAAGCCAUCGUCUCGGUCCACAACACAGACCUGAACGGCCAAAACGUCAAGUGUUCGUGGGGCAAAGAGCCGGGAGAGCCCGGCAGCGCUAACAAUGCCCAGCUGAUGACGGGCGGAUUGGGCCCGACCAACACGCAAUACCCGUACGGCUACAACCAAGGCAUGAGCUACUGGUACCCGGGAGGCUACCCGCCGCAGAUGCAGUCGCAGUUCGUGCAAGGCAUGCAAGGCUACGCGGCCUACGGCCAGUUUGCCGGCUACCAGCCCAGCAUGGGCAUGCAGCUGCCGGGCGGCUGGCAGAGCGUUCAGGCGCAGGCUGGAGCUGGCCAGCAGAUGGCAGCCGCAGCGGCCGCUGCCGCCGCCGCUUCGCAGCAGGGCGGCAUGGUGGCGUCGUACCCGAUUCAGCAAUUCCAGGAUUCCGAUUUCAUUUAGGCUCAGUGAUGAUGACUUGCUUGAUCAUGACCGACGAGGGACUGGCACGGGAUCGAGAGAACAGACAAACAGUGUAUGUGUGGGGCCGUCAAAAAUGAAAAGAAAAACUCUCGAAACUUUGAAAAGAAAACACAAAAACAAACUAAAAACUGAACGAAAAACUAAAGGAAAAGAAAAAAAAACAUUUUGUAUUGAGAAUUUGAAAAAAAACCAAACACGCGGGAGAAGAGGAGAGCAACACAAACAAUAAAAAAAAACAAAACAAUUCUUUAAUAAAUUACAAAACAAAAACGUUAUGGACGAUGGAGGAGACUAUGUCGUGAAGAGAGAAAAACAAAAAGGAGCCGGGCGCAACGAAAAAAAUAAAAUAAAAUAAAUAAAUACAAAAAAAAUACAAAAAAAUAUUGUGAAGUCAAAAAAGAAGAAGAAGAAGAUGAAAGAAUUAAUAAUUAAAAUAAAAUUUACAAAAUGUGGUGAUGACUGAACAAUGGUGUGGUGGUGCUCCUGCUGUUUGUUGAUGUUGCGGCGGCGCUUUUUGAUUGCAAAAAAAAAACUAAAAACUAAACUAAAAAAAAAUUAAUAUGCAUACAUAAAAUAAAAAAAAAAAAAAUCUGAAACAUACCAACGCGACAGGAGAAAGUAAGGUUGGUGACUAAAAAAAAACAAGGGUUUUUAUAUCUAAUGUCGGUCAUUUUUGCAGACUUUCGUUCAGAAAAUGCUGAACAUUUUUGAACGAUGUACCACAUUUGGGGGGGAUAAAUGAGUUAUACAGAUGCGCGCAUAUUUCAUCUCACAUUUUCAUCGAUUCACACGUUUCACCCCACCUACCCCAUCUCAUUCGACAUGCACACACACACGCAUCUACACACACACAAGAAAAAUCGCCAUUAGACACAGAAUGAGGAAGCAAAAAAAAAAAAAUAAAUAAUAGAAAGAAUUGACCUAUGAGCAAAUGAAGAAUAUUUCCUUUUUUUUUUUUUUUUUUUUUGUUUCCUCCACGCUCUUCCUCAUUUCAAAACAUUUUAUUUUUUUUUUAUUUUAUUUUUUUUUUUGUUUUUUCAUGUCGAAAUCAUUAUUUGCCCCGGCGUAAGUGGAAGAGAUCGAGUGAUGACAAAUACAUGAAUUCGCAAAUUAA
Molecule: messenger RNA, 3598 nt
Organism: Daphnia magna
Lineage: Eukaryota; Metazoa; Arthropoda; Branchiopoda; Diplostraca; Daphniidae
Product: nucleolysin TIAR
Exons: 8
Coding region: 1069-2463 (464 amino acids)
Molecular function (GO): RNA binding
Source: RefSeq, a predicted model, not a curated record